Molecule: messenger RNA, 759 nt
Organism: Anopheles arabiensis
Lineage: Eukaryota; Metazoa; Arthropoda; Insecta; Diptera; Culicidae
Exons: 2
Coding region: 15-710 (231 amino acids)
Molecular function (GO): nucleic acid binding; zinc ion binding
Source: RefSeq, a predicted model, not a curated record
ACCUUCUCCAUUAUAUGGGUGGUGCUACUUAUGACGUGUUGUGCAACAAGUUAAAGAAUGCAGAACCGCAAACUAAAACGUUCCAGGAAAUUGUUUCCAUUCUUCAAGAGCAUUUCAACCCAAAUCCUUUAGAAAUUUUGGAAAAUUUCAAGUUUGCAAAUCGGAAGCAAGCUGAAAACGAAACACUGUCUACGUAUCUAAUGGAAUUGGAGAAGCUAGCACAAACAUGCAAUUUUGGGGAUUACCUCGACAAAGCCUUGAGAAACCAAUUUGUAUUCGGACUCCAAAACCGUGCGAUCCAAUCGCGGUUGCUCGAGGUGCGCGACUUAACAUUGGCUAAAGCGAAGGACAUAGCUUUUAGUAUGGAAAUGUCAAAUCGAGGCGCAGACGAAAUACACGGCGCCGGUGCAGCGUAUCCAGUUCAGCACAUCAGCACCACGAGCAAGAAGAAGAGCAAGCCAACAACGGUUCAAAGGAAAACAGCUUGCUAUCGGUGUGGAAACGAAGAGCAUUUUGCGGAUAAGUGUCGACACCGGAAUGCAAUUUGCAACUACUGCAAGAAAAUGGGACACUUGGAUAAAGUGUGUCGUACAAAACUACAACGAGCAGGAGUACACACACUGGAGUACGAGCCUGAUCUUCCUGCCUGUGACGAUGACGUUGUGGAUGUGCUCAACCUGAGAGCAGUGCAAAAUCUGGCGGGUCAAUAGUACAAGCGCAACCAUCCAACCCUCCACCAAUGAGUUUUCCAUCAGAGGC